Messenger RNA from Mercenaria mercenaria, 12079 nucleotides. RefSeq lists its product as uncharacterized. NCBI's taxonomy places the organism in Eukaryota, Metazoa, Mollusca, Bivalvia, Venerida, Veneridae. The coding region runs from base 245 to 8773 and encodes 2842 amino acids. Gene Ontology annotation, molecular function: calcium ion binding. The record is from RefSeq and is a predicted model, not a curated record. The transcript is spliced from 61 exons. Gene Ontology annotation, biological process: signal transduction.
UACGACAUCGUUGUUUACUGGUUGGUAGGUUUGGAUUCACUUACGGUAGCAAUUUCAUGAUUUAUCUGGAACUUGAAGAAUGGUGUUCUAGUUAUUUUAAGCGACAUUCCAGACCCAGAUGUCUUCAGAACUGCUAACAUAGAAUAGGUACAGAUUCAGCAGCAGUUAUCAUCAGUUUGGGUUGACUAACAAAAGGAGUAGGAAAUCAAAGCUACUGAACUUGAAGGAGGAAACCACAGAAGACAUGUCCAAAUAUGAGUCUAAAAAGUCAAAGAAGGGAUCAUCAAAGUCCGGUAGUGUUGUAUGGACAGUGAAAAAACAGUCAGCUGCCCUUGAUUCUGAUGGCCCUGUGGGAUAUGGCUCUAGCUUUGUACCAUCUGUGCAGCAGCAGUCAGCAAGCCUUGAUUCAGGUGGCCCUGUUGGGUAUGGCUCUAACAUUGUACCAUCUGUGAUGCGGCAGUCAGCUGGCCUUGAUUCAGGUGACGCUGUUGGGUAUGGUUCUAACAUUGUACCAUCUGUGAUGCAGCAGUCAGCUGGCCUUGAUUCAGGUGAUGCUAUUGGGUAUGGCUCUAACAUUGUACCAUCAGUGAUGCAGCAGUCCAUGGCUCUUAGUUCAAAAGUUGCCAAGAGACCUCCACCCCCACCUCCUGCUCCUCCACAGGUGGCACCAGCACCCCCACCAGAUCUGCAGGCCUACCUAGCUCACCCACCCAUGAAUCCGGCAGCUCAAACAAAAAGGGUAAAGAUAAACCCUCGAGACUUAGAACUGGAGAGAAAGAAAUUAAAGAAACCAUAUGAAAUAAAAAAACAAGUCGACCUUGAGAGAGAUGAUUUCUUUGACCUUCACAAGAAUUAUAGAUAUAUUCCACUGGUGGAUGCAAGGGAGUCUAUAAGAAUGUCUACACUGAAGACAGAAGUUGUAUCAAUCAGUUUUGAUGGAAUUGAGCAGCUGACUGAUGCGUUUCUCUUCAGUCUGUACCACUGUAAACUGAACCUAAGUACAGUCAAGUGGAUCUCCCUCACAGAUGAUGCUGUACUGUAUAUAACAAAAUGGCUGUGUUUUGCUCUUAUGAUGACUGUAGUUUUGUCCUGUAUAUUACAGUAUGAUGACUGUAGUUUUGCUCUGUAUAUUACAGAAGAUGGCUAUAGUUUUGCUGUCUAUAUAACAUAUGAUGACUGUAGUUUUGUGUUAUGGGGCAUGAGUAAUAGUAAAGACCAGACAGACUAUGAAGAGACUGUUGAGAAGAUGCAUGAAAAUGUGAGGAAAUAUUUGUCAAAAUGGCUUGACAGAUUAGAUGGAGCCAUACGCACUGGCAUUCAUACUAAUUGGAGAAUGGCAGCAUUUAACUAUCAGGAACAAGAGGUCCUGUCAUUGGGGCAAAAACAACUACGAGAGAUGAGGUCAUUGCUCAGUGAAAAUGAGCCUACAAAGCAACUUAUCUCAAGCUCUGUGAAAGUUGGUGAACAGACAAAGUUGACAACAUCAGACCUGAAAUUUUUGUCACUGAUUGUUGAAGCAGAUGAGUCUCACUUUCCUUGGAAUAGGCAAGCCAUGAUGAGUGACAAGGUGCUAGAAUACAGUGCAACACUGAAGAAAACAGCUUUCAAGUUGACAACAGUUUCCAAUGUCCAGAAUAUCUGCAAGUUUAAGGGCCUUCCAGGGAGGACUUACAAUGCAAACAUGGCUAAACUGAUCACAUACGCUGCCCUGUGGGGACAAUGCUUGUACUACCCAGAGCUAGAGAUAGGCCCAGUUGUCACAGAUUUCCAGUUUUUGGCAGAAGUCAUACAAAAGUUAAUGUUUACAGCUGCUCCAAGGUCAUGUGAUAUUCGUUGCCUAGGAGACAAAAUUCCAUGCUGGAAACAUGAAGACCUGAUGAAAGUUUGGUCUGGAGCGUCUGAGGAACAAAGCAUGUUACUGAUUUUACCAGUCCAACAACCUCCAAUGCUGGAAGAGUUCUGGCCAUUGAAGAAAGGUACACGUGUUGUUGAGAGAACAAAGUUUUUCUUCUGUUGUCCGGGACUUCCAGAAUCUUUCUUCCCAAAUCUGCUCAGACAUGUAUUCAAACUUGGUGGACCGGUGCUUGCUUGGAAGGAUGGAGCUGUCAUACAGAAAGGACAUCUGUCAGUACUAGUGGAAAAAAUAUAUGAGUGUCAGGGCUUGCCAGUUAUUGUGAUGCAGGUACGAGGCCCUGCUCUUCAAGAAAUGAAACACUCAGAAGACUGGACAACUCUUAAACUCUACACAAAUGUGAUUGAUUCUUUGGGAUUGAAAUACAGGCUUGCAUUUGAUAAAACUGUUCCAUGUCUCUAUUGCCCAAAUUCCACUGUCGACAGUAGAUACGAAAUUCUGCGUUCUAAAAAGCCAGGAAGAUACUUCCAUGAGCAUUUGAUUCGAGCAGGAGAAAACAGAGAAUUGAAGUGUAAACACUGUAAUAAUACAAGUUCAGCUCCUCUUCAGAUUGGACCAGCAACUAACUUGACAGAACUUGUACCGGCUCAUGAUCGUUCCGGGUGGGCCAGCCCAACCACAAACCUCCUCAACAGAUGUGUUAUGUGUGAGAACUGUGCGAUUGAUGGUAUACAUUGUGCUGUCAAUUUGAAACAGGGAAUAAGAAACUGGCAGUGUGGAUGUGAGCGAGAAGGCAUGUUGUGUAAUUAUUGUGGCAUGUGUCAGAGAUGUUGGGUCUUCAUCAAGAGAGGAGUAGCAUUGGUUGAGCCCGUGUUUAUGCCCCCACAGUCAGGACGAUAUUCGCAAGACCAGUUAAUAGCAUUGGAUGAGGUCAAUGUGACAGAGAAGGGAAGCAUUGUGGGAUUGCUGACUUCAUCAUCGGAGAUAAAUCUCAAGUCCAGUUUACUUACGCCAAACUACUGUCCAGAUCUUACUGUCACAGUCAUUAAAAAUGGGAGUUUCUCACUAUCACUUUCCACGGUUGCAAAAAAUAUGCCAGUAAUAAAGUAUAUGAGUGAAACUGGAAAAGUACUUGAAGAGCUGGAGAAGCAAACUGAGAAAGAGAUACUAGGGGGUGAUGCUUUCCGUUGCUGUAAUAAUGGUGAUACGGUCAAAAUAGCCUUACGCUACUUGAAGGGAAGCUUCAAGAUGAUGAGAUUGAUGUUACUGCUCAAUGAUACAGAGAUAUACAGUGCAGAGAUGAAUGCAAUGAGAGUCACUGUGAAGCUGAAUAGUUUGAGUUCUGCGGGUGUCUUCCUCCAGAUAAAAACACCAGGAAAAUUUCUGAACGCACAGAAAUCAGAGAAGACAGAAAAAGCAGAGAAGAACUGUAGUGAAGCUGUACUGAGCCUGCCCUGUGCUUUAGAGAUGAAGAUGUAUGGAAUGAUAGAGGCCAUUGAACAAGUAGUGUUUGGUGGGCGUGGCCUCAGUUUGUCUGGAUCUGCCUGUCUUACACUCCCCUCCAAAAUUACAUUAGACAGUCUCAAGUACCCCAGACUACGCUUAUUUGAUGAUGUCAGUUAUCACCAUAUGUGUCUGACAUGGAACCCAGUUGGAGGAAAAGCUACACUUGGUUCUCGAACCAAAGGUGAUGGUGUACUGAAGGAUCGUACAAGCUACAGUACGUGGAUGUUAACGCGUCUAGUUCACCUUAUUGAUGCGGACGGUAUUAACCAGAAGAGUGUCAAUAAUACAGAUGAUUUGGUUUCUCUCUUUUGGAUGUGGCAUUUCAUCGUUUCCACUUACCCAGAGAUGAUUCUACCAGGUACAACAUCCAAGCUGUUUGCAGAUGAUUUCCUCACGGAUGACAACCAGCUGCAGGUAAAGGAAGGCCUUCGGUCACUGGUCAGGACAGCGCUGUGGUGGCAUUUCAGUCAGUUUGACAUUGAUUCAUUGGAAAGGAUGCUUAAAACUAAUCAUCAGGGAAAAACCUUUUUUUUGACGGCAAAAAAUGAUCUGGUACAAGGUUCAUUGGCACUUCAAGAGAUGCUGCAGGACAAUUUGGAGAAGACAGGUCUCAAACAGACAUGUAGCAGGUUCAAUAAGAGUCUAACACUCUACCUAUGCCCAGCUCACACAGACUGUAUGCGCAUGAAGGAAAGUUUACCUGAUAUAUUACCUGAGCUUACCGGACAUUAUGCAGAAUUUCUCACAUUCAUUGAUAUGUCUUACAAUGAUAUCAGUGUCAUACCCGACAGUUUCUUCAACAAGUUGCCAAACCUUGUGGAUCUCAAAAUAGCUCAUAAUUUCAUCAGUGAAAUACCAGCAUCUGUAAAGAAUUGUAAGAAGUUGAUGAGUUUAGUUGCCAUGGAGAACAACUUGUCAGAACUUCCUGAAGAGUUUGCACAGCUGCAGAGUAUUCAAACCUUGGAAAUUGGGAAUAAUUGUUUCUCUACAGUUCCCAGUGUUGUGACAAAGAUGACAGGGCUUACUCGACUUAGCUUUCCCUACAUGAUGUUUACAGAGAUGCCUGAAGAUAUCGGAAACCUUGUAAACCUGAAAUAUCUGCAUGCCCAGGGUAACUGUUUCACCAAACUCCCCAAGAGUUUCACCAAGCUUGUCAAUCUGGAGGAACUUCUGCUAACCGGAGUACAGUGGGCAAAGCUAAGCUCAUCCCAAGAGCAUAUGUCAUUCAUGGAGUUCCAGCAUUACCUACAGAAGAAGGUGGAAAGAUGGCUGAAAGCUAAUGGCAAGGAUAAAGGAGAGUUAUUUCACAUGUUUGAUGAGAACAGCAAUGGUGUGUUAGACAUUAAAGAAGUGGGAAAGCUAAAUGCUGCCAUCUUUAAUCUGUUCCCUAGAUUUGGAUACAAAGGCAAAGAGCAGCCAGAUGAGUCAAGCCCUGAUGGUUUUCCGAUGGAGGUCCUGAGCUGUAAAAAACUGAAGGUGUUACUCCUGCCUAACCAGGGGUUUACCAAAAUUCCCCCGGAAAUAUGCCAGCUAGGAAACCUUUAUGAGCUGAACAUCAGUCAGAACCCCAACCUUCUGUCUAUACCAGCAGAAAUCAGCCAGAUUAAAUCAUUGAAAAAGUUAGAUUUGGAUGAUUGUCCACUGUUGAAGACCCCACCACGUGAGAUCAGAGAGAAGGGAUUUCACUCAACAUUUGCCUACCUCCAGCGACUGAUGAGUGGAGCAGUGUUGAGCAAGAGAACAAAAUUAAUGUUAGUUGGACUUGGAGGAGCUGGAAAAACUAGUUUAGUGAAGGCACUUUUGAGUGAGACUGGUAAAGCUGAACUUGAACAAGGGGAGGCAAUCACUGAUGGUAUAGACAUAGAAACAUGGCAGGUGAACCAUGAGGGUGAGAAGAUAACCUACAAUAUAUGGGACUUUGCUGGUCAGACAGUCUAUUACAACACACAUCAGUUCUUCCUGUCUGCAAAUAGAGCUAUAUAUCUGCUGAUGUGGAAUGUUAGACUUGGACAUGAGCAUGCUGGGCUUGAUUUCUGGCUGAGCUCAAUAUCUGUACAAGCUCCAAAAGCUCCGAUAUUUGUAAUAGGAACUCAUAUAGACCAGGUGAGCAAGUCAGAGCUGCCUAUAGAAGAAAUGCAGCAGCGAUACCCACAAGUUAUUGGCUUCCAUUUCAUCAGCUCCUUUACUGGACAGGGUAUAAGUUCACUGAAGACGAACUUAUUUGAGGUGACCUUACAGCAACAGUACAUGGGAGAACAUAUACCAGCUGUAUGGCUCACUUUUGAGAAGAAUAUUGAUAGAAUAAAGGAAAAGAAUGAUAUUGUGACAUACCAGGAGAUUGAGUUGUUAGCCAACAAGUCUGGUAUCUUUGAACCUUCAGAGAUUUUCCAAGCUGUCCAGUUUCUACAUGAUCUUGGAAGUGUCCAACAUUUUUCAAAUGAAUAUCUCAAGUCUAAUGUUGUGAUCAAUCCACAGUGGAUAGUUGAUGUGAUGGCUUGUGUGGUGUCGGUGAAAAAUGAUUUUAUCCAGAAUGGUCGCCUCUUGCAUGAGGAUAUAGAUAAGGUAUGGAGUGCCUACCCAAAGAAGUUACGCGGCUGGCUUCUACGGCUCACAGAGGAGUUUGAUCUGACAUUCCCACUGAAAGAUCAACCAGUGAAUCUGGUACCAUGUCUUCUACCAGAGAAGAAACCACAUUUUGUGUGGCCUGAGAUUGAGAGGGGUUCAGAUUUGCGAGAAAACAAAAUGGUGUAUACUUUUGAUUACCUUCCAGCUGGACUUUUUAACAGAGCUCAGAUAAUUCUUUUUCAAUAUAGGUCAUGUUUUAUAUUAUCCAGGGAUUCUGAAAUGGUUGUAACUGCACAGGGCCCCAGACCCGAGAAUAUCCUGUUCCUCGUGCAUGAAGUGUUUGAAGGUCUGAUUGCUGAAUCAUUCCAUGGUGUCACAUAUGACUUCACUAUGCCAUGUCCUGAGUGCCAAAGAAUGGUGGUGAAAGAUCCACACCUGUUUGCUGCCUCAACCAUACGAAGAGCUCUUGAUAUGCAGGCUCCAUUCCUGCAGUGUAUCAAAUACUUCCACACCAUUUCAUGUGCCACAUUGCAAACAUUGUUACCCCCAGACAGCCACAGUGAUUUUGAUGCACAACUUAUACAUUGUGUACAAGGACUCAAACAUCUACGCAAAGACCUAGCAGCAGAUAUAUUUAUCUCCUAUUGUUUUAAAGACAAUCAACUGAAUAAAUCUUCCUUCAUUUUACCAUCAAGAGUUCACAGUGAUCUUGUAAAUAAAGGAUAUAAAUGCUGGUAUAAAGGGCAAGAGGAGAGCCAGUCUACAGAUGAAAUGGCAAAAGCUCUCAUAGAUUCCUCUGUGUUUGUUGCAUUUGUCUCUGUAAACUAUGCUGAUGACAUAGACUGCGUCAACAUCUUCAAAUAUGCUAGACUGGUUCUGAAAAAGACUAUGAUUGUGGUUGCCAUUGGAGAUGGGUUUGAAUGGAAACACAGCAAACUUGGAAUUCUACUUUCAGAUGAGGUGUUUGUGAACAUGACAAAACCAAAGUUAGAGUACUACAACAGUAAGUUUGAGGAGUUGUUGAGGACGUUGAAGGACAAGUCUGAGGUUGAUGCUGAAACACAAGCCAGUCCAAAACCUCAGGUUUUCUUCAGUUACACAUGGGUGAACUCGUCACAGGCUGUUGCCCUGGGAACCAGAGAGAUACCAGGUGCAUUAGGGUAUGGAGAUCCAAGGGAGUUGAAAACAUUCCUUGAAGAGCAAGGAAUACGGUGUUGGAUUGAUGUCGAGCGUGUUGGAAUGAAUGGAUUAUUUGACGAUAUUGCUGAAGGGUUGUUGAGUGCUAAGGUUGUGAUUGUUUGUGUGUCUGAUGAGUAUGCAAGCUCCUCAACGUGCCAGAUGGAGUUCCGCUACGCAGCUAAUACACUCAAAUUACCAAUCAUAAUGGCUGUCGUCGGUACUGGCGAUAACUGGAGAGCUUUGGAGGUUGGAUUGACUUCAGUACAGUAUCCAAUAGUAAACUUCCAGGAGAAGACAAAAAAUGCCAGGAAGAAGUUAGUGAACUUGGUUAGAGAAAGACUAAAGAACAUGGACGAUGUUGAAACUACUAAAGCACAGAAAGAUAAAUCCAAUGAGGAACAUAAAAAUCUGUCUUACCAGGAGCUUUUUGAGCUAGGUCAGCGAAGGUUGUUACGUCAGUUGAUGAUGUAUGCCGAGAACCAGGACCUGGACAUCUAUCCAAGAGUGUUUGUUGUAGACUUUGCUAAAGAACCCGAGGACCAAGAAAUUCCAGGUACUGAUGAAGACAUAGGUAAACUGGAAGAAGAGAAAGCAGAUGUUGAAAAAGAGAAAUUGUUACUUAAAAGAGAGAAAAGCAACACAAAGAAAUUGCUUUCCAAAAAGUCUUCAGUGAUGUAUCCUGCCUAUAGACUUCAGAAAUAUUGUGUAUAUACCCUCUGUGAACAUGAUGAGGGCUGGCAUAGUGUGGCAGAACCUCUAGAGUUGGAAGCAGAUUUUGGUGUAGCAAGUUUAGAUAUGUUUAGUCCCUACAUAUCUCGACUGACCACGGUGAUGAAGUAUAACAAGAAACUAGUGCUCAACUGUUUAACAGAUGACGUCGGUGAGGCUUACAUGGACUGGCUAGAAAAGAGCCCAGAAGCCACGAUGUCUGACUACCAGAAUGUUUACCACAGUUUUAGAGAGAUGGUGUAUAGACUAGAUACAGAAGGCAAAAUGGGAAAUCUCAGCAGAUGUCAUCUGUCAAGUGGGAAGACAAUUUGGUUGUGUGAUAAGCACCGUGACUCAAUGAAAGUUACCUGCCUUAGUAAAGAUGACAAGAGUGUGAACCUAACGAAGGAUGCAGAUACUAAGGUGACAAACUGGAUGUUGACAGGUCUCCGCACUGUGGACCAGGAAAUGUUCAAGUUCAAGUCAAGUGGAAAUGCGCCCCGUCCAAAAUCAGAAAUGAACAAAUAUGGAGAAGGAAGGAAAGCAAAGUGUGCAGAGAAAAAGAAAGAAAAAGAUGGCAAAGGAAAGCAUGACCAAAAAACACAUGGGAAAAGAAAACAGGAACCAAGUGACAUUGUUGAUGGGGCAGAGCAGGGAACCAAGGACCAAGAGGAAACAGAUCAACAAGAAGUGAAAAACUCAUCUGUUGUCAAGGAAGAGUCAGAUGCGACAUUAGUCCCGGAGAUGUCAAAGCAAACUACCAUAAAAGACAUAGCUGGAGUACCUCACCAGACAGAGAGAGUACAGUCCGCGGAUACAGCAUCUGUCAUUUCCGAAGCUUCACAAUCGUCAGCAAGAAACUCGGCAACAGAAAAACGUAAACCAAGACGGCCUCUGCCAGGACAGUCACAGUAUAAAACUCCAACUUAUAAGCAGAAAAGCAGGGCAUGUGAAAUAUCAUAGAGUUCUACUUUGUGACUGCAAAUAGUAGACAUUUUGGCUAUUACGCCUACCUUUAUCAGAUUUGUUGAUCGGCAGAAAACUCAGUAUGAUUCUGUCACAUUUAGUACUUGAGUUGCAAACAUGAUUUGAACAGCAGCUAUUUUACACAUAUUCUUCAUUCAUAUACCUAGUUAUAUUUGACAUAUAAUUUUCAAUUUGUAUCUGUUAACAAAAUGUAGUGUAUGCUUAAUGUUUCGACAAGUGAACAUUAUCAUUCUUUUAUUUAAUACAAUGAUAUAGCCCAACUUCAUUCGUUCAAACACAGACCACUCAAACACUUCCCUUGUCUCACUCACUGUCCGGUUCUGGCAAACUCCCUAUAUGAUACAUAUUAAAUAUAACUGUUGCCUCUGUCCCAUUUUAACUGUAGCAUACUGUCUUUUUUAGCUUUUAUUCUUUUAACAUUGUAACAUAUCAGUUCUUUAACAACUGUUUCUCUGACAGCGCCGCCCAGUGAUAGUCGGAAAUCGACGGUUGGGUGAAAGAUGUAGAUGUAGAUGUAGAUGUAGAUUGCUGUACCUCGUAUCACUUGAACACGUCUGUCUCGAAUUCUCCUAUAAUACCUGCAGUCCCAACAACUAUAUUUCAGUGUAAAUAAUAUAUUUUUGGCUCGAACAAGGAAAGGUACAAGUUUAAUCUCUAUUAUUUAUGUUCCGUUUUGUUCUAUUAUUUACGAUCCGUUUGCACAUAUUUUACACCUUGCCAAAUUUGAUAUAAAAGGAACGUUUAUUAAUCUAGGAUAAUUUGAUAGUGUUCGGUGUUUUACAACUUUAGAAGUAUUUGUUAACAUUUUAAUUUAUUGUUUUAAAAUACGCAACUAUUUAUGAAAUUGAAAUACAAUAUGUACCAACUUCUUCUGAUAUAUGCAAUUUUGUAUUAUGUUUUCCUAUGAUUUCAGAGAACUUUGUACUCUUAUCAAAGUCUAUGAUUUCAUGAUGCAUGAUACUUAUUUGACCUUUACACAUAUUAGAAAAAUAUUGCUUUACUUAUGUUAUUUGAUAUGUUUGUUUUAAAUCAGCCUUAUAUCAAACCGAACAUUUUCGUUUUUGUUGUGUUGAGCGACCUGUGGAGUUUCCACUUUUUCUAUUUUAUAGUAUAAAUAUGAUAAAAUUAGAAACUGUUACAUCGUUUUCAGAUAUGCCUCAGUUAAUAUGCUUGGCAAUGUUUAGAAUACGUCUCAUAGAUCCACAUGUUAAUCUAAUAUAUUCAUAUUUAUGUCAUUAAUGAAAACUCAGUUGACUUGAAUUUCCAAUUACUAGCACAAAUUUUGACAGGCCCUUCGAAGUCGAGCGAAUGAAGUUUGACUGUAUAAGUAAUAGGUUUUAGCUUAAAUUUGUAUUUUUCACUGUAAAAAUGAGUGCAUAUUUUUAUGAUGGUUUGAUAAUCUUGAUCACAUACGCAUUUAUACUGAUUGCACAAUAAUGGUCAUAUGACAUAUAUAUGUAUUGACUUGAUUGCUUAGUGUUUUUAGUAACUAGUCCAAUGACAUAAUGUCUUGUAAUAAUUUUAUUAUGUUGCUUUUUUCCUACAGCUUUUUGCAUGAAUGAUUAUCAUCCUUACAUUUACUUAGGUUUUGUAUGCUUCUUAAUAAAUGGUAAUAUUAAGAAAUAGCCAUAGCUGUUGGAUAUGUAUAGGUUUUUGUAAUACAGAAUGUUACUUAAUGGAAGUUAUAUUAAGAUGUUUUUACCAUCUUUAAUAUACUUUGACUGAAAUUGUUCUGUUUCUUGAUCAAAACUGCUAAUUCAGUUAUAUUUUACUGUGUUUUUUUUUUAAUGAGGGGAGGGGUGGGGAUGGAGUUUAUUAUCAUCACACAGUUGUGCCAAAUAUUAUUGAUAUUUUCAGAAAAUUAAGGGUAUUUUUAAUCAUGAUGUUGUGAAAGAUUGAUACAUACCUUAAGUUCUUGUGACAGUGUGAAGGACCAGUAUUCACCUUACCAUCAGUGAAAACUGAAUCCUUUUAGCAGAAAUGAUCGUAAUUUAACAAAUGGUAUUUGAUAGACCCUAUAAUGUUUAUGCAUAAUUUGGCUAUAAACAGUAGAUUUUCUACUUAUAGGGUUACACCUUCAUCAGACCUGACAGUCCUCCUAACACUAACUUGUUAAGUUGCUGUAGCUCUGAUGCUCCACACUCAAGAUUUGGUUAAGUUCUUUUAGCCCUGAUGAUCCAGUCCUGGGCUUUGUAAAGUUCCCUUGGCCCGGAUGAUUCAAACACUGGGUUGUUUAAGUUAUUGUAGCCCAGAUCAUCUAAACACUGACUUAGUUAAGUUGUUUUAGCCCAGAUUACCUAAAAACUAGCUUAGUUAUGUUGUUGUAGCCUUGAUUACAAAAAUACUGACUUUUCUGAGUCGCUGUGACCUUGAUGAUACAAGCACUGCAUGACUUAGUUAAUUUGCUGGAGCACAGAUUAUUCAAACACUAGCUUAGUUAUGUUGUUGUAGCCUUGAUCACCAAAAUACAGAUUUUACUGAGUUGCUGGAACCCUAAUGGUCCAAACACCGACUUAGUAAAUGGAACACGGAUUAUUCAAACACUAGCUUAGUUAUGUUGCUGUAGCCUUGAUCACCAAAAUGCUGACUUUACCGAGUUGCUGGAACCCUGAUGGUCAAAACAGUGACUUAGUUAAUUUGCUGGAGCAAAGAUUUUCUAAACACUGGCUUAGUUACGUUUUUGUUGCCCAGAUCACUAUCUUAGUUAUGUUGUUGUAGCCCAGGUUAACCAACCACUAGCUUAGUUAUGUUUUUGAUCACCAGAACUCUGACUUUAUUUAUUGAGGUGUUGUAGCCCAGAUGAUCCAAACACUGGUUAAGUUAAGUUGCUGUGGCAUUGAUCAUCCUUUUACUGGCUUAGUAAAGGUGCUUUAGCCCUGAUUAUCUAAACCUUGUAUUAAUUAAGUUGAUGUAGCGAGCCCAGAUAAUCCAAAAUCUGACUUACUUAGGUUACUAUAGCCCUGAGUGGCCAAACACUUACUUGGUUAGGUUACUGUAGCCCUAAUCAUCUAGACCCUUCUGUUGUUUAUGUGCUGUAGUCAGACAUGUUUUUCACAGUUGUGUUUUAAUUUAUUUUAAACAAUGUAAAGUCAGGAAACGUUCAUCAACUCUUCAUCUUUUCUGCUAAGAACAUUUAUUCUCUUCAAUUUUCAAAAAUAUACUUAUUCUCGAACGCAUGCUGUGUAAAUGCUUUUAUAAAAAAAUUAUUUUUGUAUAUACUUCUAAUUGUUAAUGUUUGUUACACAACUUGCUUUUCCUAUAUAUAUUUCUUGUCAGUUUUAA